This is a messenger RNA of Candidula unifasciata, 693 nucleotides long. The record is from the annotation of a GenBank genome assembly. Lineage: Eukaryota; Metazoa; Mollusca; Gastropoda; Stylommatophora; Geomitridae.
AUGGCGGCUCCUGGAGCGGACGGCUUCGAUGUUUGGUUAACGGACAAGUUGAAAUCUCUCAGCUGCGACAUCGACACUGACGUCUUUGUCACUUACAUCAUCGGCAUACUGGACACAGAUUCACUGGAAGACGAAAAUGAGGAAAACAUUACAGAAUUACUCUCUGGUGUUGUUGACCCUGACAGCGCAGAGUCUGCUAGCCGAUCCAUCGUUUCACAGUGGAAUGUUCACCUUGACAGCAAGAAAGGGUCACAAGUCACAGAGGAUGUUGCAGAUAAGCUGUCCAUGAUCUUUGAACAGCAAGCCCUGGCCACAGUCAAAGAGAAAAAGUUAUCCAAGGAGCAGGCAGACAGAAAAGCAGCCAUCUUGGCCCAGUAUGGUCAGGUCUCAGAUGGAGAAGAAACUGACCCGGAAGAAUUGAGCGCUGAUGAGAUUUCAACUCCAGCCAUUGCUGCUGCUGGUACAGGUGCUGCUGCUAAAGUCAAAGGGGAGACCAGCGAUCCCUUGCUGAUGAGAAAUGUCAACAAGGAGGAAGUCACGCGUCUGGAGAGAGAGAAGAGGGACAAGGCAAAAGAAGAGCAAGAAAAGAAGAAAGAAAAAGACAAGCAGGAUAGACUAGCGCAGAAACAGAAGCAGCAAGAAAGAAAGGAGACAGAGAAAAAGCGCACCCAGAAAGGAGAGAAACGAAGAUAG